Messenger RNA from Arabidopsis lyrata subsp. lyrata, 2007 nucleotides. Its product is annotated as UPF0725 protein At3g44770. The coding region runs from base 1312 to 1758 and encodes 148 amino acids. The record is from RefSeq and is a predicted model, not a curated record. The transcript is spliced from 5 exons. Lineage: Eukaryota; Viridiplantae; Streptophyta; Magnoliopsida; Brassicales; Brassicaceae.
UUCUUGAUUGAAUAACAGGAGAUUAUGAGUUUUUUUGAAUGAUUUUAUAUAAAUUCCAGUUUCAAUAACAAGGGAUUUGAGAAGAUAUUUACAAAUCUCAAGUUGAAUAACAGGUCAUUUUAAAGAAAAACCAAUAUCUUCCAAAAUCCUACUUCCAAUACACCCUCCUAAGUCUAAUGCAUGCUAGUGUGACAUCUGCCUAAUUAUAACUUGGAAAAUUGGAGUAGAUAACCAUAAAAAAACAACAAAUUAAAUAAGUAACCACAAAAAAAAAAAAAACUACGAUAUUCUGUAUAUAAUAUGUAAUAUAUACAUUUAUACCCCCAAUUAGCCACCGUCACCGUUCCGAACAACCAAAUCCCACAGCUCACCAAUCUCUCCUCCGUCCAACAAUGGAUAUCCGAUCAAAUCUAACCUCACUUCCUAUCAAUCAACAUCACCUGAAUACUCGUCGGAAACCGAUUCAUCUCCACCGCCAAUCACCUCCUCAACAGACCUCUAGUCCCGGCUAUGCAAUUUCUUCACACCACCCUCGUCUCUAUCUUUUACCACCAUCGAAUCCAGAUCUAGACACCGGAUUCCUUUCUAAUUCUACUCCUCCGUCUUCGAAAAAAUUUCGCUCUGUUUAGAUUUAACCCAAGCUUUUCGACCACGAAUCGAUACUUCUAAUAUCAAACAUGCUCGACUCUCAGUGAUUCUGUCGGCUUUUCUGCAUCGACGCCGCUGCUAAUGGCGCAAAACCUGAGCUCCGACGAUAAAAAGCAUAUGCGUUUCAGAGUAAUGGCAAAUUGGAAAAUAGGAAAAUAAUGCAGGGAUAGACUUGUAAUUAUUUAGGGUUUUUGGUUACUUGCUGAAUUACCUAAAUUAUAUGGCUAUAUUCUUUAUUUUUGGUGCAAAUAUGGCUACACAGCUAACUUUACCAAGUUUGUGUGAUAAUGAAAUGUCUCAGAAACAUAGUGAAAAUUUAUUUAACUUUAUUUAAUGUAUAAUUGUAUAUAAUGAUCGUUGCAAAAAAUAUAUAGGAGAAAAAAAAAAGAUCGGUGAGGAGGAGUUAAUAGAUCGUCGGAGUUUGGGAAUUAUUAGGGGUUGCAGAAUCGGAGAUGGCGGAUGUUCUACGGAAGCUGUUGGACAGCGGAAAAUUAUCCGACGAAAAGUGUCGCUUGAUUUUACGUGGAUUGAGAAAACAAGUCGAUGAGUUAAAUUUAUCCAAAAACGAAGCAAUCGAUGAAUGGUCCUCUGACAAAGAAGAAGAAAUCGACCCAGAAUACCUUCGCCAAGUAAAGGAAUCUCUGGGUUUCGAUAUCGAUAUAUAUGAACCUUCGUAUCCCUAGCUAUGGAAUUGCACCACAUGAGAUAGGAGACGAUUGUGAACCGCCUCACAACGUUGCUCUUUAUGGCCGUUUGGGAGUUCAUUGUUUCAACUUUGAGAAGGGGAGGAAUCUGCGGUUUAUCCGCAUACCCAAAUACAAUUCCCAAAUCCAUCAAACUGACUCUUACUCUAUAACCGUGGAGGUGGAGGAUCUUGCAGAUUGUUCGCCUCACAUUUUUCAGACCUUGGUCACAAGGUUGUUUCCCAAGAAUGGUGAGGGCUUAAGAGUCUUUACUGGAAUCUGCAGACUUAAACCCGCGACACCAGGUAAAGGAGAUGCCUAUGCUAUAUUGGAUGAGGAAGCAAUAGAUGGUUUUUACAGAGGCGAUAUGCUGGACUUUGUGUCGGAAGCAAUAGCUGAUGAUGAGCUGAGAUUCUACGAGGUUUAGGAGCAGGACAUAUGUGAAAACGAUUGGCUUCGUCUAUAUACUGAACUAGAUAUCAACCCGCGGUACACCGCGGGCCUAUAAUUUUACUAAAAAAUUAAAGUAAAUUUUUUAAAGAUGAUCUAUAGAUAUAUAGUAUUGUUUUGUUUGAUUUAAAUGUAUGGUACACCGCAUGACGAUAUUUUAUUACUAAAAAAUUUAAAUAAAAUUUUUAUUUGUUUUGUUAAUAUUGUUUAUUUAGUUUUGUUUAGU